UUUCAGUCUGAAGUUCGUUUGGUUGAAUAAGAACAGCAGGAGGAAUAUCACACCCUACAUUCCUGCACACACUUAUAUUGUGGUGGUUGCACAGACAGCCCAUGUGUUGUGUCGGAUCUGAACUUCCUCGUCCUGCAGAAGAAGAAGAAGGAGGAUGGAGGCGUGACGUCGCUGCCCGCAGAGAGGCCCGUAGCACGGCGGGAGGAGAGAGGCAGGGACGGACGCUGCUGCAGCCGCAGAGCACACCGCUAGGCUGCGAACACACAGAGGAGCACGCCAGGACAACAAGCAACCGGCAACCCAGGGAAAACUUUGCAGAGACGGUAGCCAUAAUGCGGCACCGCCCGCCGACCCCGGAGCUGAUGUGACUGUGCACACACACCAGAGCAAGGAGGAAGCGGCGGACAACAGCACCACCUCUCCCCGGUUGCCUCGCCUCGUCGCGGCAGGUCGGACGGUCGGUGGUGGGUCUGUCUGGUCUGGAGGGAGGGGGGGUGGACAUGUCCUCGCUAACCGUGGAGGAGGACCAGAAAUGGGUACCGACACACGUCCAGGUGACGGUGCUAAGAGGCAGGGGCUUACGGGGCAAGGGCAAACACGGCACCAGCGACGUGUACACCAUCAUCCAGCUGGGCAAAGAGAAAUACUCGACCGGCGUGGUGGAGAAGACAACCGAGCCGGACUGGAGGGAGGAGUGCUCGUUUGAGCUGCAGCCCGGUGUGCUGGAGAACGGCGGGCGGAGCGGCUAUCCGGCCGGGAGCAACGAGCUGGUCCUCACCGUCAUGCACCGGGCGCUCAUCGGGCUGGACAUGUUCCUCGGACAGGCGGUGAUCCAGCUGGAUAAAGUGUUUCAUGAGACCAGAUACGUUAGAAACGAGUGGUACAGGCUCAACUCUAAGACGGGGAAGAAGGAAAAGGAACGAGGAGAAAUUCAGGUCACCGUCCAGUUCACCAGAAACAACCUGACAGCCAGCAUGUACGACCUCGUCAUGAAGGACAAGAGCGCCUCCACCUUCGGCAAGCUAAAGGAGCGCAUGAGGGGGAAGAGGAGAUCCAGCGACGACGACUCCUCCUCAGCCGUCUUACCCAGUGGUUACGGGUCCCUUCAGAAGAUGAGACAACGGCUGCCGAGCGACGGAGGCGGCGAGGAGGACUACGAGGACGACGAGGGCGGCGAGGCCCGGCGGAGCAAGAUGAGGACCUUCUUCUUGAGAGGGAAGCUGAGGAAAUCAUCAGACACUCGUUCCAGCACAUCGCUGGGCUCAGAGAGCAGCGAGUCGUCGUCACGAGGGGGGAGUCUCAGCCCAACGGCCGGGAUCAGUGUGGUGGUCUCCGACCUCUCCAACUCGCCAAGUAACAGCAGCAACCUGACGGUCGACAACAGCCCAGAGCACACAGCUAACACGUCGCCCAGGUCGUCCUCUCUCCAUGUGAGUGAGUUUGGUGAUGAGGCCGGCGAGAUCACCAUCGCAGUGCCUCAACAAACUGUGUGCGUUAACGGAAGCCAUGCUUACGAUGUCCAGCCCCUGGACCCAGGCUCAGGAAAACCUGUGGAUUCUCUAGGCCUGGGACGACUGUUGCAGAAGUCUUUGCCCGUGUCCGUGUCUUUGCAGAACCUCAGCCCACACACGUUAACCUCCCCAACCCACCCCAAAAGCCCCGUGGGGGACGGGCGCCGCUGGUCCUUCGACAAGCCCGGCGAGGAGGAGAAGGCGGCCAUAGCGGCGGCGCUGGAGAAAAGCGGCCCCAUGCUGGCCGACGAUGACGAGCGCUCGGGACAGGCUGCGCCGCACAGAGAAGCCGCGUCCUCCUCCUCCUCCUCGACGGCGGAGCUGGAGAGCCAGGGGAAAAAGCAGAGGAGGAACUUGUUCUCCCACGGGAGGAGCGAGUCUGCAGGGAAAGGGCAGAGUCAGUCCAAGGAUGAGUCUCAACAAGCCCCCGCCGCCACCAGGGAGAAAAACGGGGGAUGGUUCGGAUCAAAGGACUCGAACAGCAAACCCAGCCUGGUGGUGUCACCUACACUAGAGCCCAGCACUGACCCCCACCCACCACCCCUCCCGACUAGACCCCACCCCCCGGGUCCCCCCUUUGAUCCCACCUCUCUGGUUUCUCCGCUGCAUCACACUAACCCCUUCUCUCCCUCACAGUCCACCUCACCUCCCAUGUCCCCCUGCAACCCUUUCCUUUCUCUCGUCCAGCACAACCCUUUCUAUGAAGACAUUCUAACCGCUAAGCCCCUAAAACCUUCGCUGCCUCCUCUGCCCUAUCUUUCCAGUUCCCGGCCCCCCAUAAGUCAACUUUUUCCACAGGCGAAUAACCCUCACAAUGACUUAACCACACACGACUCCAUCAUCGGAACAGAGCCAAAGAGCAAAGUGACGGCAAAAGUUGAGAAACGACCUCUUCCUCCGGUUCCUACAGAAGGGGAGAACGCUUUAAACAAGAAGUCAGCCAACCCUUUUACGACUGCAGGAGAGCUGGAGUCAGAGUGGGACGACUCCUUUGAAGCGUUUGCAGCUGGCAGGCUGCAGCCCCCCGAGGAUCCGACCACAGAUUGCAACACACAGCAAAACCCUCCCAGUGACCGUCCACUGGAACGCUGCGGAAAUAAAAGAGCAUUGCUUCCCAUAACGGAUGCUGAUCAAAACACUAAUGUGAAUGAAGCGCUGCGUCAUCAACCUUGCACAGAAUUUGUAUUGGAGGCACAUAAAGCCGUCACUAACACUAACACACAUCACUUUGACACGUUUGCACAAUUCCUGGAGACGAUCCCGGAGCACACAAGCUUUGAGAGUGACACUCUAACUUUAAAUACUCUGUCUGCUUGCACCGAAACUAAUCAAGCUAACAGCACCACUAACACAACUGAUCUAAAAGAAACAAGCCUGCAUCAACCUCUGAGUCAUGCAUCGUCAGUAAAGCUCGACAGCAGCUCCCCGGAUCCUAGCUCAUCGGGUCUCGGCAGCUCUGCAGAAGAGGAUUUCCUCUCCUGCCUCUCUUCCUACUCCGACAAAUUCUCUGCGUCCUCCUCCGAGGAAACUGAGGCGCAGAACUUUGAGAGCGCCGUCCUCCGCUUUGAGAAAUCUCCCGAAUCAGCUGUGGUGAAGGAUUUAAAGCCAGCGGAGUCUGAAGACGGCACCGCUGACAAGUCAGUAGAUCUGUCUUUAGUUGAUGUUACCCAGCACACUGUUAUUCAGGACGGAGAUGGUUGUGAAAAGGUUGAAUUGGACGGAGAAUUGGAACCGCGGUCUCCAGUUCUUAUACAUCUUCAUCCUGUGAUCACUGCAGAAGAGACUGGAACAGAAGGGGGCCAAACUGAAGCACCAAAACUGUCAAUAUCUGACGUUUCUUUACAGGCUGAAAGAGAUUUAAACAGUUUGGACGGGACGUUGGACCCACAGUUUUCAGCGUUCACACAUCAGCAGACUGAGAUUCCUGCAAAAGAGACGGGAACUGAAGCUGACGACUUUUGGCUACGGAAUCUCUCAGAACUACAGCCGAAACCAAACGUCUCUUUACGAGCCAUCGAAGAAAACGGAGAAGACAUUUUGGGGGAAUUCAGCGGAUCUGUAUCAGUUUCAGAAGUUUUAAAUGAUUCACCAGAUCAAGAACUCUGCUCUGCACAACCGUUGUUACGCAUCAUAACGUCCUCGCCUGAUCCGAACUCUGCAGAGCCGCCUGUUGAGAUCACCACUUCAGAAAGGCGGGAUACCAGCCGACAAUCCCCGAUACCCUUUGGGCUCCUUGGCGGUUUCCUCAACACGAGUAACAUAGCGAUAAAUACGAGCCGAUGCUUCGACGAAACACUGUUGCAAACACCGAUGUCCGAUAAGAGCAACAGUCUUUAUGUCAGCACCGACUCGCAGGCUUACCAAAGCUGUGUGUCUGACCCGGCCUCCAAAUUCUCCAGCGGGUCUGAGACAAAUGAGACUCUGGACUCUGUGAACUUAACGCUUUGUGGGGAUCUGAGUGAAAGUCAGGCGACUGCUGAAGACGCUCAAGACGAUGCAACCAAACCCGACUCCGCCCAAUGUCAUCAAUCCUUCCCUAGAGCUUUGGACAAUACAGAAACUCUCGAGCCAAGUUCAAGGCACCUCAGUGAAGGAGGCGGGGAAAGUGAGCAAGCGGUGUUAGGCGGCACAUUCUUGAACUGCCCUCAGUCACCGGGUGCUACACUCCAACGCUCCCACUCUGAAGGCGACUUGACUUCUGCCUUCCAAGAGCUUCUCCUGCCCUCGUUUGGGAGCGAUCCCGGUGCGAUACAGGGUUCCUCUUCAUCAGCUCAGCCCAGCCCCCCUGACCUCCCCUCUCUCGCCUCCUUUCCUCCCUCUUUAACUCCUGAUCGUAGCAGCUCCCCCGUAGCGCUCUUUCCUCCCCCUUCUCUUGCCGACGCUACGGCGAGUUUACCAACCGGCGCGACACAAGCUACGGCGCCAAAGCCGGUGCUUCUGGAGACCGAUUGGCAGCGGCAGGCGGGCUAUCCGGAGGAGAACAGCCCCCACCACGUGAAGCCCCUGAACACUGCCAUGCUGGCUGAGGAGAAGCGGACUGAGGGCCGGUCAGUGCUGGCCACCGGCCUGGAGAAGCUCAAGUCCACCAUCCACCCGGGGAGGAGCAGCAGCCAGAUCAGUGAGCCGGAGCCGGAGAGGAAGAAGUCUCUGACGGAAGGCGCCGGCUCGUAUUACCACCUGACCCACAGCGAACUGGUCGCCCUGCUGGUGCAGCGGGAGACGGAGCUGGAGAGGCAGAAGGCGGAGUUUGAGCGUCAGAAAUUCCUGCUGGCCAAGCGGGAGGUGGAGCUGAAGAAGCUGAAGCCGCAGGUCAAAGAUCUGGAGGACUACAUAGACACGUUGCUGGUGCGGAUCAUGGAGCAGAAACCCACGCUCCUGCAAGUGCGCUCCAAGUUAAAGUGAGGAGGAAAGGGGUUUGCAGUUCACUCUAACCUCCACAACAGCUCUUUAGUCUUUUCACUGCUAUGCUGUCCUUUUUGAUACAAAUAUCUUAGAGCACUGAGAGAUGUCGAGGAGAUUGUUUUUUCCAGCCGGCAUGCUUUUACUGUGCUGAGACGCGUCCUCGUCGAGGGGGUUCGGUACGGGGAGUUUCUGAAUGUAGAGGGUCCUCAGGUUGUUUUCAGGUUCACACAGAAAGGUUGGUUUUUAAGUUCACAGAGGAGUGACACCCAGACGUUUCCCGAUUGUAAAAAAAAAAAGAAAAAGAAAAAAAAAAAAAAGAGUUUUCACCUCACCUGUCACUUCUAUCACCUUAUCACACAAAAAAAGAGAGAAAUGGUCGAGUCUCAAUCCAGGACAACGUAAACCCGUCUACACUGCUCCAUUUUGCCAUCCGUCCGUCCGUCAGGGAGGGAGGAGUCACAGCGUCGCCUGUUUUAUCUCAUUAACCACAGAUUCCAUAUUCUUUAAAUCAAUGUUUGCAGUUUCUGCAGCGUUAGAUUGAUUAGACACCUUCCUUCCAGGCAGCCUUUGGUUUCAGUUCAUUUCACUGCAGAAUUGAAAAUCAACUUGCAGAUACUUGAAUCGUGCUCCGAACAAGCUUCUGUCACAGUGAACAUUUUCAAGACUUUGUUUUUCACAGCGGCGUUCUGAAGGGAGGAGUGCAGCGACCGUGCUCUGCAGAAAACGCCUUUUUACUCAAAGACUUUAGAUUCAGUUUAGAGAAAGAAAUUCAUGUAUGAGCUCGAUAACGGUCCUUUAAAUUAAUUAAUUCUCAUUUCAUUUGAGAGAUGUUUUUUAAUUUAAUGGACUUUUCUUUUGGCUUAAAAUUCAGAAAGUCAGGGUGAUGAUGGGAUGAUUUCCGACUCGGUCCAGUGUCUGGUCUCUGCAAUAAAGGCACAAAAAGCUCCCACAAAAAAUCUGAAAAAUGUAAUAAUAAUUCAGAAAGUCUCGAUAACAGCAAGAGAAGGAGACGCGGCCAAUCCUGAAACUCUGGAUGUCUGAGUUGUAGUUUUAACAAUAAGCAGACAAACAAAACUGACGACUCGUUCAUAAACAGACUCCAAAUCCAUCGUACAAAACCAGUCAGACAGUAGUGAACUGUGCUGGAUGUUUUUGAAGCAGACGAUCAAGUUUCAGAUUUGAGAAGCAUCAAAGUUAUCAGGACAGUCCCUUCUCCAGCUGUAUUACACAACACGUAAACACAUCACCGACCGCGUCUUAAAGUAAACACAUUCUGUUCACUGCAGCGGAUCUAAAGCACGCUUCAAGUUUCUGCAAGUGUUUCUUCACGGUUCAGGGAGCGGGUCGACAUUUUUUGGAAGCACCUUUGUUUGUUUUCGCUGUGCAGAUAUUCGAUCAGAUGAAAGAUAACGUUCUCAUGUCAGUAAUAUAAACACUGAGCUUCAGACAGGAAGCAUUUAGCUUAGCUUCAGACAGGAAGUCGGAGGAAACGAGGAGCCGUGCUAAAUGCAAAGCUCUGAAGAUAAAACACCAAUAAUUUGACCUAAAACUUAAAAUGAUUACAGAGACCUGGUUUGGCUUUUAACAGCGGGAAGGUGCAGAUAAGGCAACGUCAUGAUGACCACGACUGACUUUGUAUAAAGAUGGACGUCGCGCCUCCACCUCCUCCUGUUGCACAAAAGUGAAGCCAAAUAAAAAAAAAACCUGUGACAGGUGCUGACAUAUUCUGCUGGUGAUGUGAUUUGGAGCGCCUUCCUCUAACUGAAAACAAACAUCGUUUCACUGACAGAUAAAACUUUAAAUCUCCCUCCGAUGGGGUCAGAUCUCGUGUCGAUUAUGGAAACUUCAACGACUCUUGUGUUAGCAUUCGUUAAGUUGAAUGCUAAACCAGUGCCCACAGCGUUGUAGUCGCCUCAUUGCUCAACAGAGCUGUCAAUCAUAACGAUAUUCUCUUCUUAUUUAGCAUCAAAUAACUCAAAAAUAAACUUCAGCCUGAUAAUGAGAAACUUUAACAACAAAAACAAUGUGUGAGAAACUUAUUUAUUUAUUUAGCAUGUAUUUAGAUUUUUAUAGUUUCAUCCAUGUCCUAUUGGUUAACGCAGAGGAGGCGGGGUUAAUGACCUUUACUGCAGCCGGCCAGCAGGGGGAGCUCUAAAUGUUUUGGCUUCACUUGAGGCGAGGUGUUUCUCUGUCCAUUCUUCAUACAGUCUAAGCUAAACAAAUCACCUCCUUUACUUUAAAGAUUUUAAAGUGUUAUCGAUCUUCUUUUCUACAUUCUGUAAAUGUAAAAAAUGAAAACCUGUUUAUUAUCUCGAGUUGACUGAAAC
Labrus mixtus (cuckoo wrasse) is the source of this 7240-nucleotide messenger RNA. RefSeq names its product RAB11 family interacting protein 5a (class I) (gene rab11fip5a). Lineage: Eukaryota; Metazoa; Chordata; Actinopteri; Labriformes; Labridae. Gene Ontology annotation, biological process: regulated exocytosis. The transcript is spliced from 7 exons. Gene Ontology annotation, molecular function: small GTPase binding. The record is from RefSeq and is a predicted model, not a curated record. Gene Ontology annotation, cellular component: secretory granule; early endosome; mitochondrion. Bases 501 to 4913 code for a protein of 1470 amino acids.